Molecule: messenger RNA, 14148 nt
Organism: Oreochromis aureus
Lineage: Eukaryota; Metazoa; Chordata; Actinopteri; Cichliformes; Cichlidae
Gene: wdfy3
Product: WD repeat and FYVE domain containing 3
Exons: 66
Coding region: 271-10839 (3522 amino acids)
Molecular function (GO): metal ion binding; protein binding
Source: RefSeq, a predicted model, not a curated record
AGGAUGCUGUUAGGAGGAAAAUCGGCGCUGGGACCUGGCUACAUGCUCCGCUUAUUUGGAUGUUGAGGAAACAUGGCGACCGGCGAAAGGAAGGAGAGGGAGCAGCGACCACUUUGGAAUUAACGCAUCGUUUGAGACAUAUGGAUAUACACGGAGUGUCCCGUACCGACUUAAUUCACACAUUGGAGGUUAUCUUCAACGCUCACACCGACGCAUUUUGCCGCAAACGCUGCUUACUGGGCUGCCUUUGCCCUGACAAAGCCGCUCAAGAUGAACAUGGUGAAAAGGAUCAUGGGGCGGCCGAGGCAGGAGGAGUGCAGCCCCCAGGACAACGCGCUGGGCCUCAUGCACCUGCGACGCCUCUUCUCCGAGCUGUGCCACCCUCCUCGCCACAUGACCCAGAAGGAGCAGGAGGAGAAGCUCUACAUGAUGCUUCCUGUAUUUAACAGGGUGUUUGGGAACGCACCUCCCAGCAGCAUGAUGGAGAAAUUCUCCGACCUGCUGCAGUUCACCACCCAGGUGUCCCGACUCAUGGUGACUGAGAUCAGACGAAGAGCCUCCAAUAAAUCCACAGAGGCAGCCAGUCGAGCCAUAGUCCAGUUCCUGGAGGUGAAUCAGAGUGAGGAGGCGAGUCGCGGCUGGAUGCUUCUGACCACCAUCAACCUGUUAGCUUCCUCCGGACAGAAAACUGUGGACUGCAUGACGACCAUGUCUGUGCCCUCCACGCUGGUCAAAUGCCUCUACUUGUUCUUUGACCUGCCCCACAUGGCCGAGGCACCCGUAGGCCCCACGUCACAACCACCACAACCACCACCACCACCACCCAGCCAAGAGAAGACCCCAGGGCAAGGGCACACCCAACCCGAGGUGCCCCUGGCUGACCGUAGGGCGCUCCUCCAGAAAGUCUUUGUCCAGAUCCUGGUGAAGCUCUGCACAUUCGUGUCUCCAGCGGAGGAGCUGGCCCAAAAGGAUGACCUGCAAUUACUGUUUAGCGCCAUCACCUCCUGGUGUCCUCCUCACAACCUGCCCUGGAGGAGGAGUGCUGGGGAGGUGCUCACCACCAUCUCCCGACACGGCCUCAGCGUCAACGUGGUCAAAUACAUCCACGAGAAGGAAUGCUUGGCCACAUGUGUUCAAAACAUGCAGCAGUCAGACGAUCUCUCCCCUCUGGAGAUCGUUGAGAUGUUUGCUGGCCUCUCCUGCUUCCUCAAAGACUCCAGCGACGUGUCGCAGACCCUGCUGGACGAUUUCCGAAUGUGCCAGGGUUACGCCUUCCUCUGCGACCUCAUGCUCAGACUGGAACAGGCCAAGGAGGAUGAAUCAAAAGAUGCUUUGAAGGACCUGGUCAACCUGGUCACCUGUCUGUCCACCUAUGGCGUGACGGAGUUGAAGCCUGCUGGCUUGACAACCGGCGCCCCCUUCCUGUUGCCUGGAUUUGUUCUCCCGCAACCUUCUGGGAAAGGCCAUACAGUGCGUAAUAUUCAGGCCUUUGCGGUGCUCCAGAACGCCUUCCUACGGGCCAAAACAAGCCACCUGGCGUGCAUGCUCCUGGACGCCAUCGGAAACAUCUACGCAGCCGAACCGGCCAACUAUUUCAUCCUAGAGUCGCAGCACACGCUCUCUCAGUUUGCAGAGCGUGUGGCCAAGCUCCCCGAGGCUCAGACAAAGUACUUUGAGCUGCUGGAAUUUGUAGUCUUCAGCCUCAACUAUGUGCCGUGUAAGGAACUCUUCAGCGUUAGCGUGCUGCUCAAAUCGAGCACUUCGCACGCCUGCAGCAUCACCGCCGUGCGGACACUGCUGAAGCUGGCCAGGCACGACCCGGUGUUCAGCGACGUGCUGCGGGAGGUCGGACUGCUGGAGGUGCUGGUCAACCUACUGCACAAGUACGCGGCAUUGCUCAAAGAACCGGCCUCACAACAGCAACCACACAAUAAUGACCAAGCUGACUGCAAAAACAACACUGUGGCUGAGGAGCAGAAGCAGUUGGCCUGGCUGGUGAUGGAGACGCUGACUGUGCUCCUGCACGGCUCCAACACCACCAACACUAACGCAGCUCUGUUCAGAGAGUUCGGUGGCGCGCGUUGCGUUCACAACAUCGUGAAGUACCGCCAGUGUCGCGAACACGCCUUGCUCAUCAUUCAGCAGCUUGUCCUGUCGCCCAGCGGUGACGACGACAUGGGAACGUUGCUGGGCCUCAUGCACUCUGCACCGCCCAGUGAGCUGCAGCUGAAGACAGACAUACUGAGGGCUUUGUUAUCUGUGCUGCGAGAGAGUCACCGCACUCGGACGGUGUUCCGCAAGGUGGGCGGCUUCGUCUACGUCACCUCGCUUCUGGUGGCCAUGGAGCGCUCGCUGUGUCAGCCGCUGCGACACGGCUGGGAGCGCGUGAACCAGAACCAGGUUUUCGAGCUCCUGCACACAGUCUUCUGCACGCUCACCGCCGCCAUGCGCUACGAGCCGGCCAACUCCCACUUCUUCCGUACGGAGAUCCAGUAUGAGAAGCUGGCCGACGCGGUCAGGCUGCUGGGCUGUUUCUCAGACACUAAGAAGCUGGGGCCCACAAGUGUGUUCCCCUCCAACGCUCAGCCUUUCCAGAGGCUCCUGGAGGACGAGGCCGUCCCUGGAGGCUGUGCAGGAGACAGCGUCUGCCCUACGCUCAAGCACUGCAGCAAGCUCUUCAUCUAUCUGUACAAGAUGGCCACAGAUUCUUUUGACAGACACGGUUACUACGGUACGUCGGGCCCCCCUGCACCAGUGAAAGCACUGACUGACCUGAAGCUCCACUUAACGAACUCCUCCCACCCCAUUUCCUCAUCGUCCUCAACAGACAUGGUGGUCAUUCACCCAGGGGCCGUGCUGGCCAUGGUGGACCUGCUGCCCUCCGUCUCCUCUGACAGCCAGCCAGAGCAUGCCCUCGACCUGCAGCUGGCAGUCGCCAACAUCCUGCAGCUCCUGGUGAACAGCGAGAGGAACCAGCAGGUGUUGUGUGAAGCCUGCCUCCAUCAGCGACUGUUGCAGCGCUGCAGCCAGGCCCUCAGCGAUGAAGACCACCCUCUGCACCCGCCGCUGCAGAGGAUGUUCGAGAGGCUGGCCUCGCAGGCCCUGCAGCCGAUAGCACUCAGGGAGUUCUUACGGCUUGGAAACCCGCUGAACUGUGGCGCCUGGGACAAGAAGCUGUUGAAGAAUUACCGAGUCCACAAACCGAGCUCUCUCAGCUACGACGCCGAGAUGAGAAACAGCAUGACCACGUCCAUGGAGGGCUUCGGCCCUGACAGCGUCUUCACCGCGCCGGCAGAGGACAAUGGCCAGUAUCGCAUCAGCCGCAGCCUCGUGCGCUCCGCUGAGGGCAGCACCGUACCCCUCACCCGAGUCAAGUGCCUGGUGUCGAUGACAACCCCCCAUGACAUUCGCCUGCACGGAUCAGCUGUCACACCUGCAUUUGUGGAGUUUGACAGCUCGCUGGAGGGCUUUGGGUGCCUGUUUCUGCCCAGCCUGGCGCCUCACAACGCUCCCACCAACAACACCAAUGCUUCAGGUGUCAGCGAUGGAGCAGUGCUGAGCGGGAUGGGCACAGGUGAGCGCCUGUUUCCUCCCCCAUCAGGCCUGAGUUACUCCACUUGGUUCUGUGUGGAGAGGUUCAGCACAUCCCCUCAGGCCCACCCAGUGCGGCUGCUGACCAUCGUCCGUCGGGCCAACUCCUCGGAGCAACACUACGUGUGCCUGGCUGUGGUGCUGUCAGCCAAAGACCGCUCGCUCACCGUCUCCACCAAGGAGGAGCUGCUGCAGACAUACUCAGCGGAUGAGUCUAGCGAAGAAGCCUCCUUCUAUGAGAUCCUUCCCUGCUGCGCUCGAUUCCGCUGUGGCGAGCUGAUCGCUGAGGGCCAGUGGCACCACCUGGUGCUGGUCAUGAGCAAAGGCAUGCUGAAGAAUAGCAUGGCCACGCUGUACAUCGACGGCCAGCUCAUCAGCACUGUCAAGCUUCACUACAUCCACAGUGCUCCGGGCGGCUCCAGCUCCACCAACCCUCCUGUCGUCAGUACUGUUUAUGGGUACAUAGGGACGCCCCCUGCCCAGCGCCAGCUCUCCAGCCUGGUGUGGCGUCUUGGGCCUACCCACUUCCUGGAGGAGUUCCUACCUGCCGCCAGCGUCGCUGCCAUUUAUGAGCUUGGACCCAACUACGUGGGCAGCUUUCAGGCCGUCUACCUCCCCUGUAAGGACUCAAAGGCGGAGGUAGCGCCGGCCUCUCCGGUGGUGCUGGUGCCAGAGGAGAAGGUGUCUUUCAGUCUGUAUGCGCUCUCUGUGUUGACUCUCACUGUGGCCAAAAUCAGGAAAAGCUACAACAAACUGGACAGCAAAGCCAUCGCCAAACAGCUCGCUGUGUCCUCUCAUGAAAACGCCACUCCAGUAAAACUGAUUCACAAUGCUGCCGGUCACCUUAAUGGUCCCGCACGCACCAUCGGAGCUGCUGUGAUUGGAUAUUUAGGUGUUCGUGCAUUCAUGCCCAAACCUGUGGCCACCAACCUGCAGUAUGUGGGAGGGGCAGCGGCCAUUUUGGGUCUGGUUGCCAUGGCGUCAGAUGUGGAGGGACUGUAUGCGGCUGUCAAGGCUUUAGUGUGUGUUGUGAAAAGCAACCCACUGGCCAGUAAGGAGAUGGAGCGCAUCAAAGGUUACCAGUUGCUGGCUAUGCUCCUAAAGAAGAAGCGCUCGCUGCUAAACAGUCACAUCCUCCACCUCACCUUCUCUCUGGUGGGAACAGUUGACAGCGGCCACGAAACCUCCAUCAUCCCCAACUCCACGGCCUUCCAGGACCUGCUGUGUGACUUUGAGGUUUGGCUGCACGCUCCCUACGAGCUCCAUCUGUCUCUGUUCGAGCACUUCAUUGAACUGCUGACAGAAUCCAGUGAGGCGGCUAAAAAUGCUAAACUCCUGAGAGAGUUUCAGCUCAUCCCACGACUGCUGCUCACCCUGAGAGACACCACGCUGUCCCAGCCCACUGUCGCCGCCAUCAGCAACGUGCUCAGUCUGCUGCUGCAAGGCUUCCCCAACCCAUACGACCUGCUGCGGUUCGGCCAGUUCAUCUCCUCCACUCUUCCCACAUUUGCGGUGUGUGAGAAGUUUGUUGUCAUGGAAAUCAAUAAUGAGGAGAAGAUAGACGGAGGAAAUGAUGAUGACUUUGGUGGCCUCCUAUCAGCAAACCUCAUUCUGCUGAGAAAUCGACUGCUGGACAGCCUUCUUAAACUGCUUUUCACCACGAAAGAGAAGUGCACAGUUAAUGCCCAGGCGUGUGAGGAGCUGGUGCGAACGCUGGGCUUUGAUUGGCUCCUGAUGUUCAUGGAAGAACACCUCCACUCCACCACAGUGACGGCAGCUCUGUGGAUCCUGGUGGUGCUGCUGUCCAAUCAGUCGAUCCUCAACCGCUUCAAAGAGGGCCUGUGCGGAGGAGGCUGGCUGGACCACACCGACUCCGUCCUGACCAAUAAGAUCGGCACAGUGCUGGGAUUCAACGUGGGUCGCAGUGCCGGCGGGCGCUCCACAUUGCGGGAGAUCAACCGGGACGCUUGCCAUUUCCCAGGAUUCCCUGUUCUGCAGACACUGCUGCCCAAACACACCAACGUGCCCGAGCUCUACUUCCUGCUCAUGGCUCUCUUCCUGCAGCAGCCUGUCAUCGAGCUCCCAGACAGCCUGCAGGUACAUUUUGACCUGGACUCUAUCUGGACCUUCAUCUUUGGCGUGCCGGCAUCCAGUGGGACGGUGGUGGCCUCCAUCCAUAGUGUUUGCACUGAGGCUGCUUUCCUGCUGCUGGCCAUGCUGCGCAGCAUGCUCAACCUGCCUUGGCAGUCAGAGGAGGAAGGUUCCUGGCUCAGGGAGUACCCAGUAACACUCAUGCAGUUCUUUAGAUACCUUUACCACAACGUGUCCGACCUUGCACCAAUGUGGCACAGCCCAGAGUUCCUUUGUGCCCUGGCAGCCGCUGUUUUUCCCUUCAACAUCAGACCGUACUCUGAGAUGGUCAGUGAUUUGGACGAUGAAACGAGUUCUCCCACCGAAGAGUUCAAGGCCUUCACUGGGGACUCUGGCAUGAACCGCAGCCAGUCUGAAUACUGCAACGUGGGCUCCAAGACGUCCCUGACCAACCACCCGGCCAAAAAAUAUGUCUUUGACUUCAUGAGGGUUCUGAUCAUGGACAACCUCUGCAUGACCCCAGCCAGCAAGCAGACACCCAUCAUUGAUAUGCUCCUGGAGGCCUCCCCGGAGCGCUCCACCAGAACUCAGCAGAAGGAGUUUCAGUCCAACAUCCUGGACAGUGUCAUGGAGCAUCUACUGGCUGCUGAUGUCCUUUUAGGUGAAGAUGCCUCUUUGCCCCUCAGCAGCGGGGGCAGUUAUCAGAUUUUGGUCAACAACGUCUUCUACUUCACCCAGCGGGUGGUGGACAAGCUGUGGCAGGGCAUGUUCAACAAGGACUCCAAGCUUGUGGUGGACUUCAUCGUGCAGCUCAUUGGACAGUCUAAGAGGCGUUCGCAGGGACUUUCUCUCGACACCAUCUACCACUGUCUGAACCGGACGGUGCUCUACCAGCUCUGCCGACCCCACAAGACGGUAGCACAGCAGGUGGCCCUGCUGGAUGCCCUGCGGGUCCUGACCGUCAACCGCAACCUGGUGCUCGGGCCAGGUAACCACGACCAGGACUUUGUGGCCUGCCUAGCUCACUGCUUCAUCUGCCUGCACAGCGGGAGUAGUGUGGACGGCUUCGGUUUGGAGGCGGAGGCCAGGAUGACGACCUGGCACGUCAUGAUGCCCACGGAGAACGAGUCUGACACCACGCACAGUCACGACGUCAGCGAGGGGCGGCAGCUCCUGCUGAAGGCGGUGAACCGUGUGUGGACGGAGCUGAUGCACAGCAAGCGCCAGAUGCUGGAGGACAUCUUCAAAGUGUCUCUGCCCUGCAACGACAGAGGCCACGUGGACAUCGCCACAGCCCGUCCUGCUUUGGAAGAGCCGGCCCUGAAGAGCUGGCAGAACCACCUGGUUCAUGAGAAAAAGUACAUCAGUCGUGGGGAAGCAGUGGCACCAGCGACUCAGUCCAAACUGUCCAGAGUCAGCAGCGGCUUCGGCCUCUCCAAGCUGACCGGCGUCCGGCGCAACAAGAAGGAGAACAGCCUGAAUAAGAACAGCCUGUCUGCACAGGAGACUUUUCAGUGGAUGUUCACACACAUCGCUGUUGUCCGGGACUUGGUGGCCAUGCAGUACAAGGAAUAUCAGGAGCGGCAGCAGAACGCCCUCAAGUACGUGACGGAGGAGUGGGCAUCCAUCGAAUACGAGCUGCUGCGUGAACGAGGCCUCUGGGGCCCGCCAAUCGGCUCCCACUUGGACAAGUUUAUGCUGGAAAUGACGGAGGGGCCCUGCCGAAUGAGGAAGAAGAUGGUCCGCAAUGACAUGUUUUACAUCCACUACCCGUACGUCCCAGAGACGGAGACCAACACCAACUCAGCACAGAAACCUCUGCGUUACCGCCGCGCCAUCAGCUACGACAGUAAGGAGUAUUUCAUGCGUUUGCUGUCCGGAAACCCCGGCAUGUACCAGCACUCUGUAGAGCACAGCACCGAGGGAGAGACCACGCACCACGAGCUGGAGCAUGGAGAGGACACCAUUGCUAAAGUCAAAGGCCUGGUGAAGGCUCCACUGAAAAGGUCUCGGUCCACAGCGGACGGUGCAGAUGAGGACAGUCAGGACCAGCUUCAGGAGCAGCUAUUAGAGUCAGGAGGCCCUGAAGAGGAGCAGAAGACUGACAACACGUCCCUGCUGAGACUCCUGGAGGAGGGAGAGAAGAUUCAGCACAUGUACCGCUGUGCCAGAGUGCAGGGUCUCGACACCAGCGAGGGUCUGCUGCUGUUUGGGAAGGAGCACUUCUACGUCAUCGAUGGCUACACCAUGACCGUGUCCAGGGAGAUCAGGGACAUCGACACGCUGCCACCCAAUAUGCACGAGGCCAUCAUCCCCAGAGGAGCGAGACAAGGACAGAGCCAGUUAAAGAGAACCUGCAGCAUCUUUGCCUACGAAGACAUUAAAGAGGUUCACAAGAGGCGCUACCUGCUGCAGCCCAUGGCGGUGGAAGUCUUUUCAGCGGAUGGGAGAAACUACUUGCUAGCCUUCCAGAAAGGAGUUCGCAACAAGGUUUACCAAAGGUUCUUGGCGGUGGUGCCCUCGCUGGCUGACAGCUCUGAGUCUGUUUCAGGCCAGAGACCCAACACCAGCGUGGAACAAGGAUCUGGACUUCUCAGCACACUGGUUGGUGAGAAGUCAGUGACUCAGAGAUGGGAGCGAGGAGAGAUCAGUAACUUCCAGUACCUGAUGCAUCUGAACACCCUGGCCGGACGCUCCUACAACGACCUGAUGCAGUAUCCGGUGUUCCCCUGGAUCCUGGCCGAUUACGACUCGGAGGAGCUGGACCUCACCAACCCAAAGACAUUUCGUAACCUCGCCAAGCCGAUGGGCGCCCAGACUGACACCCGGCUAACGCAGUACAAGAAGCGGUACAAGGACUGGGAAGACCCCAACGGUGAAACCCCGGCGUACCACUACGGCACUCACUACUCGUCAGCCAUGAUUGUGGCCUCCUACCUGGUCCGGAUGGAGCCCUUCACACAGAUUUUCCUCAGACUUCAGGGAGGACACUUCGACCUGGCUGACAGGAUGUUCCACAGCGUGCGUGAAGCCUGGCUCUCUGCUUCCAAACACAACAUGGCCGACGUCAAGGAGCUCAUCCCGGAGUUCUUCUAUCUGCCUGAGUUCCUGCUGAACUCCAAUAACUUCGACCUGGGUGCCAAGCAGAAUGGGACCAAACUGGGUGACGUCAUUCUCCCACCCUGGGCUAAGGGCGACCCCCGGGAGUUCAUCAGAGUCCACAGAGAGGCGUUGGAGUGCGACUACGUAUCGGCCCACCUCCACGAAUGGAUCGACCUGAUUUUCGGCUACAAGCAGCAGGGCCCUCCGGCUGUGGAAGCGGUCAACGUCUUCCACCACCUCUUCUACGAGGGUCAGGUGGACAUCUACAACAUCAACGACCCGCUCAAAGAGACGGCCACCAUCGGCUUCAUCAACAACUUCGGACAAAUCCCCAAACAGCUGUUCAAGAAGCCCCACCCUCCGAAACGAGUACGCAGUAAAGCCAACGGUGACGUUGCCGGCGUUCCUCCGAGCUCCAACAGCGACAAGAUCUUCUUUCAUCACCUGGACAAUCUCAGACCUUCUCUUGCACCAGUUAAAGAGCUGAAAGACCCUGUGGGACAGAUUGUGUCCACCGACAAGGGCAUCCUCGCUGUAGAGCAAAACAAAGUUCUGGUUCCCCCCACCUGGAGCAAGACCUUUGCCUGGGGUUACGCCGAUCUCAGCUGUCGCCUGGCUAACUAUGACUCCGACAAGGCGCUGGUGGUGUACGAGUGUCUGUCGGAGUGGGGCCAGAUCUUCUGUGCCAUAUGUCCAAACCCAAAGCUGGUUAUCACCGGUGGCACCAGCACCGCCAUCUGUGUGUGGGAGACGGGAACCUCAAAGGAGAGGGCAAAGUCACUUACGCUCAAACAGGCGCUGCUUGGCCACACGGACGCCGUGACGUGUCUGACGGCGUCUUCGGCGUACCACAUUGUUGUCAGUGGCUCACGGGAUCGAACUUGCAUCAUCUGGGACCUCAACAAGCUCUCCUUCGUCACACAGCUCAGGGGGCACCGAGCGCCCGUCUCGGCUCUGUGUAUCAAUGAACUGACGGGGGACAUCGUGUCCUGCGCGGGCACCUACAUUCACGUGUGGAGCAUCAACGGCAGCCCCAUCGCCAGCGCCAACACCUUCACCGGCCGCAGCCAGCAGAUCCUCUGCUGCUGCGUGUCGGAGAUGAACGAGUGGGACACGCAGAACGUCAUCGUCACCGGCCACUCGGAUGGCGUUGUGAGGUUUUGGAGAAUGGAGUUCCUCCAGGUACCAGAAACCCCUGCUCCCGAACCCGUAGAGCCAGAUGUGCCUGACUGCUGUGCUGACGAGAAGAUCGAGGGCGGUGAGAGUCACAACGGUGAUGAUGACAGCAGUGAGUCGGAUGCAGACGAGCCCAAUCUGAGCCAAGAGCCCAGAGCGCCAUGCAACCCCUCGACAGGUGGAGGCAGCCAGCCGGGUAGCACCGUCCACAGACCCAGAGGUCCCUCGGCCCGAGCAGGAGCAUCUUGGUCGAUGGACAGUGGCUCUGACGACUCUCACCGCUGGUCAGACACCCUCAGCAUCGACGAGAAGGACGGAUUCGUGUUUGUAAAUUACUCUGAGGGCCAAACUAAAGGCGCUCACCCAGCUCACUCAGGCCAGGGCUCAGUGCCUCAGCCGCUGCAUCCCUCCACUAUGGAGGCACGGACAUAUAACCAGCUCAGGGCAGGCUACAGAUGGGAGCGCCAGCUGGUCUUCCGGAGUAAGCUCACCAUGCACACGGCUUUUGAUCGCAAGGACAACGCUCACCCAGCUGAGAUCACGUCCCUCGCCAUCUCCAAGGACCACAGUAAAAUCCUGGUAGGUGAUGGCCGUGGCAGAGUGUUUAGCUGGUCGGUCAGCGACCAGCCCGGCCGUUCGGCAGCAGACCACUGGGUGAAGGACGAGGUGGUGGACAGCUGCUCCGGCUGCACGGUUCGCUUCUCGCUUACUGAGCGACGCCACCAUUGUAGGAACUGCGGACAGCUCUUCUGCCAGAAGUGCAGUCGCUUCCAAUCAGAGAUCAAGCGGCUGAAGAUCUCGUCACCUGUGCGUGUUUGUCAGAACUGUUAUUACAACCUCCAGCAUGAGCGAAGCGUCGAGGACGGCUGCAGAAACUGAGCUCCGCAUCCACCCGCCGCCAGCCCCUCCUGAGGACCCGGGGAGCAUUUCAUUCCUCCAUCCGACUUCCCUCUGCAUCUCCCAAAACUCCUUCCCCAUUACCCCUCAGUAACCACGUGUACUGUACCGCACUGACAGGGUGUCGCGGGAGGGAGCGACUCAAGUACGGCGGCGGAGCUCAGCAAAGGAGAAAGGAUAUGAACGAGGACAACAGAUCGCAAAGAACAUGGAAAGAAACUCAGUCCCCACUUUUACCACCGGCACUCACCUGGAGCGGAGGGAAAAAAAACCACCUUUAAUGCAGCACGCACGAAUCAGUCAUCCGCCAUCUUUGCUUCGAGAUCAAGAAACAGGCAAAACUCCUUCAGCUUUCACAGCAGGAUGAUAAAAGACAAAAACUUGUUGAUAGUGUAAAUAGGUAUCACGACCUUUUUAACUCUAAAAGGAGCAAACACAGAACAAAAAAUAAGGUCAAUGAAGUAAAAGAAAUGCCUGUAACAUAGCGUUGUGACUAACCACUCCUGGCUUUAAAAAAACAGAAAAAAUGAUUGUGUGUAGUCUGCGUCACGAGUCACAGCGAGAAUAACACGGAGGGGAGGGAGGGAGAUGAAUGUCCAUAAUUAAUGUCUCUGGGUUGACCGUACUAGUGGGUCUAGUUAUGCAAAAUCACUUCUUUAUAAUUUCCCGAUCGUUUUGUUGUUUACAGACCUGUGAUUUAUUUUGUGAGAGUGUCAAACCGUCGCCACGCGGACAGAGAGGUUUACUCUCUGAUUGUCGUUUCCUCUUUUUUUAUUGCCAAACUGUUUUCUCGUGUCAGUUACGAUGUUUAAUUUUUAACAUGUCAUCUGUUCAGUCCUUUGUUUUCCCAUUUGGAGAUUUUUUUUAUUUUAGUUACUGCUGCUUUCUGAAGACUACAAACUUUAUCGUGUUCAGUUUGACUUUGAUUUUUCUUGUUAGAACCAUAUCACUCCUUUCAUUUUGUGGUUCCUUCUGCAUUAUUAUAAUUUGUUAUUAAGAGAGAGAAAAAAUCGGGUUCAUCUUGUGUAAAAAGGUUAAAAGUAACGCACAUGCGUCCCAUAACUGCACAUUUAGCGUCCAUCGUGUCCUUUUUUUUUGACCAUACAGCUUUAAAGCAGCUUCUUGAAUGCACACUAAAAAGGGACUUCCUCAUGAACUGUGUUUUGUUUUUUUAUUUAUCGUGUUGGUUUCUAUUGAGGAUUUGCUGGAUUUUUACUCCCCUGUGGCAUUAUCGCAGCAGCUCUCAAUACUCGUUAUCCUCACUCACUGGAGCUGCAGCCAAGCACCUUUUUAUUAAAGAGAUGUUUCAGAGUAUAUGUAGACGUUGGAGGAGGUGUCAAUAGUCACGUAGGCCGUUUGAUUUUUAAUAAAUCUUGGCGUGUUUUUGUCAUUAAAGGUAAAGACUAGGCCAAACAGACUUGCAGAGUAUUCUUGUUUCGCUUUUCUUUACCAUAUUUUACAGGUGGGGUAAAGCUGCAGGAGAGCGAGUCUGUAGCUUUCUUUUCCUACCAUUAUAUCAGUGCUAUGACUUCAUAUUCCAUCCUUGUUGCUCCUGCAGGGGAAGAGAAGACAUGGAUUUUGAUGUGACACUUUAGACUGAGAGCAUAAAAUUAACCUCAUGCCCUUCAGUUGUUGACGUUAAUAAACCUUUUGACUUGAUCUAUCUUGAUUGUAGAGUUGAUUAAUUUAAUGUUUUUCAGACGUCUUAAUUCAUUUGCAGCUUAACUGUUUAAAUGUAAAAUGACUUGGAUUGUUGCACUAACAUAACACGGGACAAACUCAAAGCUAUGGGGUGUCAUUUGUGCCAUCAGAUUAGUGACUGUCACUUUAACAGUGACGAAAUAACCCCCAACAAUCAGAUGACCCCCUGUGAGCAAGAACUUGGCGAAAGUGGGAAGGAAAAACUCCCUUUUUAACGGAAGAAACCUUCAGGAGAACCAGGCUCAGGGAGCGGUGACGGUUAUCUUAUUACUUGAGACCAGAAUCCAAAGAAAUUAAACAAAUUUAAAAUUACUUAAUUCUUCAUUUCAUCUGAAAAAGCAAAAAUCUACAAUUUCAGGCGAUUGUCGUUGGACUAAAUGCAUUUUGGAGAUUCUCUGUAGCACGAAUGUUAGCUUAUAGAAACCAAACUCCAGCCGGGACAGAGACUCAACCUGAGCAAGGAAACAUAAAAAUGUGAAGUACUCAAAGGAGUUUAAACACUAUAAAAACACAUUACUCUGCCGCACUGAGGCGGCGAUAUCAGAGGUUUUAUCUGCUUUCAUAAUGUUGAAUGUAACUUGAUCUUUUGUCAACACAAAUCCAUGUUUGGCUCUUUCUGCGUUAAAGACUGCACAUCUCUCCCCUCACUCGGUUUGUGGUUCUGUGGGCAAACUGUGCAUUCAAGGGCUGCUUUCUUUCUUUCUUUGUACGUCCCACGAGUCUUCACAGGCAUUUAGUGUUCACCCUCACCGCUCCUUAAUGUUGUAAUAAUAAUAAUAUGCACUCAUGUUAUUGUCCUCCUUUAUAUCAUUCUGCCUUUCUGUACUGUAACUUAGCGUGCAAUCAUGCCAUCCAGCUGAAACGGCCGAGUCGGCUUCUAUCAAUCGAGGAUUCCUUUUGCACCUUCACAUGUACAAAAACAGAAAAAAAACAGUCGAGUUUUUAUUGAAUGCAGUUUAACGUUUUAACUGAAAGGUGCAUUUCACAGCGGAUAAAUGAACUGUACAAAGUAUUUAUGCAAUUAUAACUGGGUUUAGAUUUUUUUUUUAAUUAUUGUGAUUUCAGCAAGUUUUGUUACUUGUUGCAUGUCUAUUAACACAGCUGACUUUCUGUGUCAGUGCAUUGUACAUGUUCGGCAUUAGAUUAUCUCUCUUUUUUGCUGGAUUUAUUCUUUUUUUGUUUUUCUUUGAGGCAUUGUUUGACGGGUCAUACCGAGCGACAGGUUUGUGUACAAAGCCGCAGAUCAUGACCCCGACUCUGGGUGGACUUUUGUACUCUCUAUGGGGGGAAAAAAAUAAUUAAGGAUUAAUCGAAAGCAAAAAAAAGAAAGAAGGGGAAAAAAAAGGAGAAAUCUGGAUUAUUUUGGUGGUCUUGUAUUAGACUGCGUUACUACAGUAUCUGGUGUGCAAUCUGUAAUAGCUGAAUGUUCCUUGUAUAUUUGUGUUCACUACAUCCUACGAGAGAAAAAAACCACAGUAGAGUAACCUCCCCGUCCCCCGUUACAGAAACAAAAUGUUACAAUAAUGCAAUAGAUCUGGUACUUAUUCUUUUUAAUUUCAUUUCAAUAAAAAAUUGCUGUUUCCCACCAAA